Nerophis ophidion (straightnose pipefish) is the source of this 8515-nucleotide messenger RNA. RefSeq names its product trans-1,2-dihydrobenzene-1,2-diol dehydrogenase-like. Bases 129 to 1130 code for a protein of 333 amino acids. Lineage: Eukaryota; Metazoa; Chordata; Actinopteri; Syngnathiformes; Syngnathidae. The record is from RefSeq and is a predicted model, not a curated record. The transcript has 7 exons. Gene Ontology annotation, molecular function: nucleotide binding.
AUGAGCAGAAAUAACCUUAAUUUCCAGUCGAACAUUGUUGGAUGAUGGCGCUGUAGACCAGCAGAGUAGUGUUUUAAUAUGCUGCUCUUUGUGCCAAAAGAUCUUUGUGCCAAAGGAUCUUUGUAGACAUGGCAACCAGAUGGGGAAUCUGCAGCGCAGGCAAGAUCAGCCAUGACUUCAUGGUGGCUAUGAAAACUCUUCCACCUGAAGAUCACCAGGCUGUGGCUGUAGCAGCCCGCAGACUGGAUGAUGCAAAGCAGUUUGCAAAAACUCACGGCAUCCCUCGAGCAUAUGGAACCUACGAAGAGCUGGCCAAGGAUCCCAAUAUUGAUGUGAUAUACAUCGGCACCAUUCCGACCACCCACCUGAGCUCCUGUUUGCUCUUCUUGAAUGCCAAGAAGCCUGUCUUGUGUGAGAAGUCUCUGGCCAUGACCACCAAGGAGGUUAAGGAGAUCCUGGCCUGUGCUAAGAAGAACAAUGUCUUUCUCAUGGAGGCCAUCUGGAGCCGAUUCUACCCGGCCUACAGAGAAAUCAGGAAGGUUGUGGCCCAGGGCGAGAUUGGCGAGGUGAGGUUGGUGAGGUCCGAGUUUGGCUUGUCCGUGUUGCCUCUGCCAAAGUUGGAGCUGAAGGAGCUGGGGGGAGGAGCCCUGCUGUACAUUGGUCUCUACCCGCUGCAGUUCUCCAUGAUGAUAUACGGAGAGAGGCCUCAGAGCAUCCAGACUAUGGGCAAGGUUCUGCCUACUGGAGUGGAUGAGACCUUGGUGACAAAUAUGAAGUUCUCCAAGGACAGGUUGGCUGUGUUCACAAGCUCCACUGGACUGAAGCUGGCCAAUGAUGCCCUUGUAGUGGGCACCAAGGGAUCAAUCCGGAUUCCAUCGCACAUGUGGUGCCCUGAGACUAUAGUGGUGAACGGCGAGGAGAGGAAUUUCCCUCUACCGAAACCCGACUUGCCCCUCAACUUCGUCCACAGCACAGGGCUGCGCUAUGAAGCAGAGGAGGUCCGACAGUGUUUGCUCAAAGGACUGUACAAACCACUACGACUACGACAUCCUCGGAAGAACCCUCAUAUGGGCAAGGAAAACUCACACCCAGUGGGCAACGAGAACUCACAUACUUGCCAACCAUCGUGACUUUUCUGUGAGACCUACGAAUUUCAAUGCUCUUCGCAAAAAUCUCUCGGGUCAACCAUUUUCCAGAAUUUCUCCCGAUUUCCACCCGGACAGCAACAUUGGGGGUGUGUGUGUGUGUGUGUGUGUCCGCGGACAACAACAUUGGGGGUGUGCCUUCAAGGCACUGCCUUUAGCGUCCCCUACAACCUAUCAUCACAUCCGCUUAUUAUCUAUACCAGGGGUCGGCAACCCAAAAUGUUGAAAGAGCCAUAUUGGACCAAAAAUACAAAAACAAAUCUGUUUGGAGCCGCAAAAAAUUAAAAGCCAUAUUGCAUACAGAUUGUGUGUCAUGAGAUAUAAAUUGAAUUAAGAGGACUUAAAGGAAACUAAAUGAGCUCAAAUAUAGCUACAAAUGAGGCAUAAUAAUGCAAUAUGUACAUACAACUAACGUAAAUAGCAUGUUAGCACAGAUUAGCUUGCAGUCAUGCAGUGACCAAAUAUGUCUGAUUAGCACUCCACAUAAGUCAUGAACAUCAACAAAACUCACCUUUGUGCAUUAGUGCACAACAUUAUAAAUUUGGUGGACAAAAUAAGACAGAAAACGAAGUGGCAUAAAACACGUCCUAGAAAGUCGGAGAAAGUUAUGCAUGUAAACAAACUACGGUGAGUUCAAGGACUGCCAAAGUUAGUAGGACAAAACGGCGCUCGCCAAAUCCUUGAAUCAGUGAAGCAUGUUGUGGAGAAACGGAGCCGACGAGCCGACAGCAGGUGGAGGAAACCAGCAUCCCUAGCCGAGAUGGAGGCGAGAAGGCGGGGCGUGCGGCGGAGAGAGGAGGCGUGUCGCACUUGGAGCCGUACGGUAACAACAAUCAGCGCACACCACACAGCUGUGCUCAAUCACGUCAUCUGCUCCUCCAGCAUAAACAGGGGGAAGGAGGAACAGACAGGGGAGAGUAGGAGAAGGAACCCACUGGAGUAGACCGACCACGACCACGAAAGACGCAAACAGACGCAAACCCCGGACACUGCAAGGUGCACCGCAGACAGAAGCAGGAAACGCCCGCGCACUGCAAAGUGCCGCGACAACCAGGCAAGACUUAACAAAUAUUGAAAUAAUAAAUGAAAGUCAAACCUGCUAUGAUGCGUGUCCUGUAUCCAUCGUCACUACAACCCACACAUGGACGGUAGGAAGCCCGUCACAGUGGCGCCAACGUGGAAGAGACGACCGGAAGCGGAAGGCGAUGACGUCAUCUGGGCUUUGGUCGCGAGCUACAAAACCCUGCUCAAGGAACAGCGUCAGGAGACCCAAAGGCUGCAGGCGCUGAUGAACCAGGUGGGAGGAAGCGGCGAGGAUAUUCACGAGGGGAAAGCCGGGGAAAACGCCGGUGGGAACACAGCAGAGAACCUCCACAUGGGGGGCGGAGCUGGGCAGGCGGCAUCUGCAGCAGCUGCAGCAGCAGGCCACCAGUUCGCCUGUCUAAAUGGGGACGAUGAUGAUGAUGACUGCGGUGCCGAGGAGGCGCCCUCUGCUGGAGACACAGAUGCACGACCAGUGGAGCGGACAGCUAGAAAAGUUGAAGAAGAUGAAUUAAAUGAAGAAAAUGAUUAAGAGGAAGAAGUUGAAGAUGAAGUUGGAAAAUUUCAAGAAAAAGAGGAAGACAAGGUGGAAGAAAAAAUUAAAGAAUCUCAAGAAGGUGAGAAAGAAGACAAAGGACCUGGAGAAAUGCAGGACAAUGAGGAUGACAAAGAAGAAGUUAAAGAAGAAGUUGAAUCUCAAAAAAGUGAGGAAAAGGAAGAAAUACCUGGAGAAAUGCAGGAAAAUGAUGAAGAUGUUAAAGAUGAAGAUGAAGAGGAAGUUGAAAAAUCUCAAGAAAAAGAAAUGCUUGGAGAAAUGCAAGGAAAGGACUAAGUAAUCAAAGAGGACAAAAAAAGUCGAAAAGACUCAAGAAAGUGAGAGGGAAGAAAGGCCUGAAAGAACUCAAGGAAAUGAUAAAGACAAGGGAAAAGCCAAAGAGAUGCUGGCAACACUGCAGACGACCACGAGACCCACCUCAGCGCCCCGCGGUCAUCUUGCCCCGCGAUGGGGGGGGGGGGUCGAAAGGUCCAAAUUUCCCGGUCAGGAUAAAGAAAAAGAAGAAAAACAACAUGGUGGUGAUGAGGAUGAUGAGGAAGACCCGGUUGAGGGUGACGAUGAUUAAGAGCAGCAUACUGAUGAUGAUGACGAGGAAGACCAUGGUGAUGAUGAAGACCAUGGUGAUGAUGAGGAUGAAGAGGAGCAUGAUAAUGAUGAAAAGGAACGUGGUGAUGAUGAUGAUGACGAAGGGGACAAGGAAAAACUUGAAGAGGACAAGGAGAAAGGCAAAGAAAUUGAAGUUUGGGAAGACAAAGAUCAAGGCAAAGAAGUCAGAGGGCCGCAGCAGUUUUUUUUCCGCUCCUUGAAGAAAAGGGGGGAUGGAGUAAGCUCAGCCGGACUAAAGCUCGGCUUCGAACUGGCGGUGGAGGUAUGUGGAGAGACGGAGCCAACGACCCGACAGUGGGCGGAGGAAAGCAGCAUCCCUAGCCGAGAUGGAGGAGAGAAGGCGGGGCGUGCGGCGGAGAGAGGAGGCGUGUCGCACUUGGAGCCGUACGGUAACAACAAUCAGCGCACACCACACAGCUAUGCGCAAUCACGUCAUCUGCUCCUCCAGCAUAAACAGGGGGAAGGAGGAACAGACAGGGGAGAGUAGGAGAAGGAACCCACUGGAGUAGACCGACCACGACCACGAAAGACGCAAACCACGAAAGAACGAUCAGACCUGAGAGACGAUGCGCCCCCUCAACAGACGCAAACCCCGGACACCGCAAGGUGCACCGCAGACAGAAGCAGGAAACGCCCACGCACUGCAAAGUGCCACGACAACCAGGUAAGACUUAACAAAUAUUGAAAUAAUAAAUAACAAAUAUUGAAAUAAUAAAUGAAAGUCAAACCUGCUAUGAUGCGUCCUGUAUCCAUCGUCACUACAACCCACACAUGGACGGUAGGAAGCCCGUCACACAUGUUUAAUAUAAACAGUGUGCUUUAUAACAAUUAGGGAGGUUUGUGUCAUGUUUGUCCUCCAACAGAAACUAUAUUAAUACAAAAAUAUAUUUUUUAUAUUUUUUUUCUCUCAUCUUUUUCCAUUUUUCAUACAUUUUUGAAAAAGCUCCAGAGAACCACUAGGGCGGCGCUAAAGAGCCAUAUGCGGCUCCAGAGCCACGGGUUGCCGACCCCUGAUCUAUACUAACAAGCCCAGUUACAUAAUAUAUACGGCUUUUACACACACAAGCGAAUGAACGGCAUACUUGAUCAACAGCCAUACAGGUCACACUGAGGGUGGCCGUAUAAACAACUUUAACACUGUUACAAAUAUGCGCCACAAUGUGAACCCACAUCAAACAAGAAUGACAAACACAUUUCGGGAGAACAUCCGCACCACAACACAACAUAAACACAACAGAACAAACACCGUAUUUGUAGUAAAGUGACUUACUCCUUAUUAUGCUCAACUCGAACUUUUAAUGAAGCCCAACACACAAAUACAUUAUACACAGCCGUUAGCUCUACUGCUUUCAAAACACUACUGGCCCCGUUGCCUAGGACCCCGCCUGAACCCCUUAGUGGUGGUCACGGUGCAGCCUGAUUAAAAAUGGCACAUUAACAUUGCAACGGUAUUUUUCGGAUUAUAAAUCGCUCCGGAGUAUACGUCGCACCGGCCAAAAAUGCAUAAUAAAGAAGGAAAAAAACAUAUAUACUUCUCACUGGAGUAUAAGUCUCAUUUUUGGGGGAAAUUUAUUUGAUAAAAUCCUACACCAAGAAUGGUAUGUUAACGUAACAUAUUAUUGUAAGAGUCAUUCAAAUAACUCUAACAUAUAGAACAUGCUAUACGUUUACCAAACAAUCUGUCACUCCUAAUCGAUAAAUCUGAUAAAAUCUUCUUCCUUGAUGUCGCUUCUAAACAACUCUGCCAACUCCAAAGGUAUGCGCCGCUUCCUCUUGUCGUUUUCUGCUGCAUAUUUCACUACGUCCAGCUUGUAAUCUGCAGUACAUGAUUUCCUUUUCGGUGGCGUUUUUCUUCAGCCCUUCUCAGUUUUUAUAAGUUACCGCCAACGUUGAAAUUAUCCAUUUUAAUAGCUACGGCAGUAGCAUAUAGCAGUUAGCAUCCCAUGACCCACAAUGCACUUCUGCCAUGACCCUCCCCCACCAAAUUCUUAUUGGUUGACGUGUAUGUGACGAUUGCUGACGUGUGUGUGAUGAUUGCUGACAUUUUCUUUAUCUCUUCCGCAAAUGAGAUAAAUAAUAUUAUUUGAUAUUUUACAGUAAUGUGUUUAUUUCACACAAGUCGCUCCGGAGUAUAUGUCGCACUACCGGCCAAAAUAUGAAAAAAACUGAUUUAUAAUCUCAAAAAUACGGUACUCAGAAUCCCUUGCAGCACUAACUCCUCCGGGUCGCUACAAUAUACACCCCCGCUACCACUAAACUCUGCUCCCCAAUCACAUUAUGUGUACAAUAUGAACUUAUAUUUAUACAUUGUAUUUAUUUAUUUUAACCAACCAUUAAAUUAUAUAACAUAUACAGUAUACAAUGUGCUUCUGUCAGCAUCUCCAUUUUUUUUUUAUUGUAUUUCAGACAUGCAUAAAGAUACAAUAUGAGGCAUUACAAAUUUCCUAUUUAAGUGGAACCCUCACGGACAACCAACACAGACCUAAAAUCCCAACAUUGAUGGCAGUUAUGGAAAUAAUGGAGGAAACUACCAAUGCAAUAGAUGGUAAACAGUGUGCAACUGCAGUGUUUAUGGAUCUAAACAAAUAAUUUGACUGAUUUAAUCAUAAUAACUUAAACAAAAAAUUAGAGCUGUAUGGCAUCACAGGGCUGUUCUUGAACAAAGUGAGAAGCUACUUAUCCAACAAGAAGCAAUAUGUGAAGAUAGGCGAACACACGUAAUAUAUCUUGUGGCGUACACCAGGGAUCAAUACUGGGACCAACAUUGUUCAAUUCGAAUGAACGACAAAUGGACAGUUACAAAAAACCUAGUUAAUAAUAUUUGAAGACUGUACAACUGUGUUUUGUUGAGGAGAGAACACACAUAAGCUAAUACAAACAGGAACAGAAGAAAUGAACAAAUGAGAGAGAUGGUUUGACCAAAAAAUCUUGAUCUCUUAGUAAAACUAAAGUAAUCUUAUUUAGUAACAGUAGAAGAGAAAGUUAAACAUAAAUAUAAAUAGAGUAAACAUUAAAAGGGUAAAAUAAAUCUAACGUUGGGUGUAAUAAUAGAUGAUAAAAUGAAAAAUAAUUGUUUUAUAAAAAUACACUUUACAAUAUAUCAAUAUUGUACAGAUACGGCAACAAUAGCUACCAGUAGAGAAUAUUAAAGGAUUUGUAAUCUACAAUAUGAGUUAUUGUGUAGGAAUAUGGGGAAGUAACUACAAAUGUGUGCUUCAUUCACUAACGGAGUUACAAAAAAGGCAGUUUAAAACAAUAUGUAAUGUUUGAAAUAGAGAACAUUCAAACCCUAUAUUUACUUAUUAUAUAUAAAAAAAAGACAACUCAAGGAUCUGGUGCAUUUUCAAACAGCUAAAAUUAUGCACAAAGCCAAACUAUAGCCUGCUACAUAAGAAUGUACAUUUCUUCUUAACAAAAGAUGAGAAAUAUAACCUUAGGGAAGAAUUAAGCUUUAAACAUUCAUGUGCACGUACAAUUUGAUUGAUUGAUUGAUACUUUUAUUAGUAGAUUGCACAGUACAGUACAUAUUCCGUACAAUUGACCACUAAAUGGUAACACCCGAAUAAGUUUUUCAACUUGUUUAAGUCGGGGUCCACGUUAAUCAAUUCAUGGUACAAAUAUAUACUAUCAACAUAAUACAGUCAUCACACAAGUUAAUCAUCAUAGUAUAUACAUUGAAUUAUUUACAUUAUUUACAAUCCGGGGGGUGGGAUGAGGAGCUUCGGUUGAUAUCAGAACUUCAGUCAUCAACAAUUGCAUCAACAGAGAAAUGUGGACAUUGAAACAGUGUAGGUCUUAUUUAGUAGGAUAUGUACAGCCAGCAGAGAACAUAGUGAGUUCAGAUAGCAUAAGAACAAGUAUAUACAUUAGAAGUACAUUUGAGUUGUUUAUAAUCCGGGGAGAUGGGAUGUGAAUGGAGGAGGGUAUUAGUAAAGUGUUGAAGUUGCCUGGAGGUGUUGUUUUAGAGCGGUUUUGAAGGAAUAUAGAGAUCCACUUACUUUUAUACCUGUUGGGAGUGCAUUCCACAUUGAUGUGGCAUAGAAAGAGAAUGAGUUAAGACCUUUGUUAGAUCGAAAUCUGGGUUUAACGUGGUUUGUGGAGCUCCCCCUGGUGUUGUGGUUAUGGCGGUCAUUUACGUUAAGGAAGUAAUUUGACAUGUACUUCGGUAUCAAGGAGGUGUAGCGGAUUUUAUAGACUAGGCUCAGUGCAAGUUGUUUUACUCUGUCCUCCACCCUGAGCCAGCCCACUUUGGAGAAGUGGGUUGGAUUGAGGUGUGAUCUGGGGUGGAGGUCUAAAAGUAACCGGAUUAGCUUAUUCUGGGAUGUUUGGAGUCUAGAUUUGAGGGUUUUGGAGGUGCUGGGGUACCAGGAGGUGCAAGCGUAAUCGAAGAAGGGUUGAAUGAGAGUUCCCGUUAGAAUCCUCAAGGUGCUUUUGUUGACCAGAGAGGAGAUUCUGUAGAGGAAUCUCGUUCUUUGGUUGACCUUUUUGAUCACCUUGGUUGCCAUUUUAUCACAGGAAAGAUUAGCCUCUAGAAUGGAACCUAGGUAGGUGAUCUCAUCUACAACACUUAAAACCUUCAGUGUUUUUAGUAUGUGGAACUAAAUCAUGGAAUGGAUUGAGCGAAUAAGUCAAACAAAACAUUAAUAUGAUCCAGUUUAAUAAACUGUUCAACUCAAGUAAGAAGAAUCCUGAUUAACAUCCUGAACUUUUUUAAAACGGAGAUAUUCUUAUCAAUCCCAUUAUGCAAAUCAAACUAUUUAUUCAUGAAAACUUCUUAUAAAUUUGUUUUUUUUCAUGUGUUUGUGUCACAAAAUGGGCCCAGGAAGUGAAUAAAAAAAAUGUGUCAGAAAUUGCUAUAAUAUGGAAAAGGUUAAGAAUAAUUAAGAUGUGCUUCCUUGUUGUAAUGAGACACUGGAAAUAUGUGAUGUCCUAUAUUGUAAUUGUACGCAUGUAAGAAAUAAAUUAAAACUAUAACCACCAAGGUUGCAGAAUUCGGUGAUUUCUUUUCAGUUGAAAAUGUUGACUAUUCUAAAGUAUCGAGUGAGGAACCCUGGUACAUUUAUUUAUAUCCCGGUACAUUUUUGUUUUACUAAAUGUAAUAAUGUGCCUUUGAAACAAAAAAAAACAUAACUCUCCAAUUACUCACCCUCCCAAAAACAAAACAAAA